Nerophis lumbriciformis (worm pipefish) is the source of this 1620-nucleotide messenger RNA. NCBI's taxonomy places the organism in Eukaryota, Metazoa, Chordata, Actinopteri, Syngnathiformes, Syngnathidae. The record is from RefSeq and is a predicted model, not a curated record.
AUGCCCAGACGGGGGUUGCUGGUCCACGGCCGGGUCCGCUGGCUUUUCCUGGGCCUCCUCCUGCUGCUGGUAAUGCUGUUUUUCACCUACCUGUUGGAGUGCACCCCUCAGAGUGACGUCAACAGAGUCCUUCCCGGCAUAGCGGGGGAGCCUUCCGGAAAGGAGUACUACCAAGCUCUGCUGCAGGAACAGGAGGAGCGCCACCAGAACCGCGCCUCCAGUCUGAAGCGGCAGAUUGCGCAGCUCAAGCAGGAGCUACAGGAAAUGAGCGAGAAGUUAAAGCUACUGCAGGAGAAGAAGGAGCUCCCCGAUGCGCAGGGUAUGGGGGAGAAUAGGGAGCAAGAGCCGGGAGAUUUGUUGGACUAUCUGCACUCUCAGAUUGACAAAGCCGAGGUCAACACGGGGGCUCGCUUGCCAAGCGAGUAUGCCGUGGUGCCCUUUGAGAGCUUCACUUCAUCCAAGGUUUACCAGCUGGAGAUGGGACUGACGCGACACCCGGAGGAGAAGCCCGUUCGAAAAGAUCGACGCGACGAACUGGCGGAGGUCAUCGAGGCGGCGCUGGAAAUAAUUAACAACCCUGACGAGGAGGACGGCGUGGAGGACGACGUGCCGAUGCAGAAGCAGACCUACAAAGAGGCCCACUUCAUAGAAGGCAUGCAUAGGACAGAGCGGGACAAAGGGUCACUUUACGAACUCUUCUUCGCUAAGAAGGAGCUCAGCACCAUCCGCCACGUCACCCUUUUCAGACCUUUUGGUCCUCUGAUGAAAGUCAGGAGCACGACCGUAGACACAUCGGGAAUGAUCAUCAACAUCAUUGUGCCGCUGGCGGGAAGAGUUGAAACCUUUUUACAGUUCUUGCACAACUUCAGGAAGGUGUGUGUACAGCAGGACAGACGCGUUCAUCUCACUGUGGUUUAUUUUGGCCAUGAGGGGCUCCAAGAGGUCAAGUCGUCUUUGGAAUCAAUGGCAAGGGAGGAGAAUUUCUCAAACUACACUCUAAUCCCAGUGGAUGAGGAGUUUUCCCGAGGUCGGGGAUUGGAUAUUGGCGCGCACGCUUGGAACAAAGGCGAUGUGCUGAUGUUUUUCUGCGACGUCGACAUCCAUUUCACCUUGGACUUCCUCAAUACUUGCCGGCUCCAUGCGUCUCCGAAUAAGAAAGUCUUCUAUCCAGUGGUGUUUAGUCUGUAUAAUCCGGCCAUUGUUUAUGGAAAUGCGGAGGUAGCGCCACCUGUUGAGCUACAACUGGUUCACAAAAAGGAUGCUGGUUUUUGGAGAGAUUUUGGCUUUGGAAUGACGUGCCAGUAUCGCUCCGAUUUCCUCAGUAUCGGGGGUUUCGAUCUUGAUGUGAAAGGCUGGGGUGUAGAAGACGUCCACUUGUACAGGAAAUAUCUCCGGAGCGACCUAGUAGUUAUUCGGACGCCGGUGCGGGAUCUUUUCCAUCUUUGGCACGAGAAACAGUGCGCGGACGAGCUGACUCCAGAACAGUAUCGCAUGUGCAUUCAGUCAAAAGCAAUGAACGAGGCCUCGCACCCCCAUUUGGGGAUGCUGGUGUUCCGGGAGGAAAUCGAAGCUCACCUGCGCAAACAGGCCUUUAAGCCACAGAACAAAGGAGAGGAAUGA